This is a messenger RNA of Thalassophryne amazonica, 3135 nucleotides long. RefSeq names its product solute carrier family 9 member A6a (gene slc9a6a). The transcript has 16 exons. Lineage: Eukaryota; Metazoa; Chordata; Actinopteri; Batrachoidiformes; Batrachoididae. Gene Ontology annotation, molecular function: sodium:proton antiporter activity. Gene Ontology annotation, biological process: regulation of pH; sodium ion transport; proton transmembrane transport. Bases 140 to 2218 code for a protein of 692 amino acids. The record is from RefSeq and is a predicted model, not a curated record. Gene Ontology annotation, cellular component: membrane; recycling endosome.
AUAGUUUCACUUCCGGGCUGGAGUUGAUUUUUCUGUUUCUGUCGUCUUUCCGUCGCGUUGCCUCCGCUACCUCCAGUGUCGAUAUUUACAGAAAAGUUACGUUGUAACCGCGGUGGCGUUUGUUCGGCGGAGGUGUGUGAUGGGGGGAAAAGUGCAUGUCAGCGGCGGGCGAAGGGCAGCGCGAGCGCUGUUGCUGCUGUUCACCCUGUGCGCGUGCGGAGCAUCAGGCCAGCAGCAGCAGCAGCAGCAGCAGCAGGACAGCAGCGCCAUGGAGAACAUCGUCACCGAGAAGAAGGCGGAGGAGAGCCACAGGCAGGACAGUGCGGACCUCCUCAUCUUCAUCCUGCUCCUCACCCUCACCAUCCUGACUAUAUGGCUGUUCAAGCACCGGCGGUUCAGGUUCCUGCACGAAACCGGCCUCGCCAUGUUUUACGGCUUACUUGUUGGCGUGAUCUUGCGCUAUGCCAUCCAUGUUCCUCGGGAUGUUAGCAACAUUACACAAAGCUGUUUCGUUAACGCCAGCCCUGCCACGUUGCUGGUCAAUGUCAGUGGAAAAUUCUACGAAUACACUUUGAAAGGAGAGAUCAGUGCCAACGAGGUGGAUGAUGUCCAGGAUAAUGAAAUGCUGCGCAAGGUCACCUUUGACCCAGAAGUUUUCUUCAAUAUUCUCCUGCCUCCAAUCAUAUUCCAUGCUGGCUACAGCUUGAAAAGGAGGCACUUUUUCCGUAACAUGGGGUCCAUCCUGGCUUAUGCGUUUUUGGGGACAGUUAUCUCUUGUUUUGUCAUUGGGUUGUUGAUGUAUGGCUGUGUGAUGCUAAUGAUGCAGGUGGGACAGCUGCGUGAAGAUUUCUUCUUCACAGAUUGUUUGUUCUUUGGGGCCAUUGUCUCUGCCACAGACCCAGUUACGGUCCUGGCCAUCUUCAACGAGCUGCAGGUUGAUGUGGAUCUUUAUGCUUUACUGUUCGGGGAGAGCGUGCUCAACGAUGCUGUGGCUGUGGUGCUGUCCUCGUCUAUCGUGGCGUAUCAGCCACAGGGAGACAACAGUCACACCUUCGAGGUCAUGGCGAUGCUGAAAUCUUUUGGGAUGUUUAUAGGUGUCUUCAGUGGCUCUUUUGCUUUGGGCGUGGCCACUGGAGUCGUCACUGCUCUCGUGACAAAAUUCACCAAGCUGAGAGAUUUCCAGUUGCUGGAGACAGCUCUUUUCUUCCUCAUGUCAUGGAGCACGUUCCUGCUGGCUGAGGCUUGUGGCUUCACAGGUGUAGUAGCAGUGCUGUUCUGUGGAAUCACUCAGGCGCAUUACACAUACAACAAUCUGUCCCCUGAGUCCCAGGACAGGACCAAGCAGCUGUUUGAACUGCUGAAUUUCCUGGCAGAGAACUUCAUUUUCUCCUACAUGGGUCUGACCCUGUUCACCUUCCAGAACCACGUCUUUAAUCCCAUGUUCAUCGUUGGAGCCUUUGUAGCAGUGUUUCUGGGAAGGGCUGCUAACAUCUACCCUCUGUCGUUUCUCCUCAAUCUGGGACGACGCAACAAGAUCAAGUCCAACUUCCAGCACAUGAUGAUGUUUGCAGGGCUACGAGGCGCGAUGACGUUUGCCCUGUCCAUCAGGGACACGGCCACAUAUGCCCGUCAGAUGAUGUUCUCCACAACUCUCCUUGUGGUCUUCUUCACUGUUUGGAUUUGUGGAGGCGGCACCACUCAGAUGUUGUCCUGCCAGCGUAUACGAGUGGGAGUGGAUUCUGACCAGGAUAACUCUGUGACUAUUGCUGAAGGCUCAGAAAGAAGAAGCACCAAACAAGAAAGCGCAUGGCUUUUCAGAAUUUGGUACAACUUUGACCACAACUACCUGAAGCCUAUCCUGACUCAUAGUGGCCCCCCUCUCACAGCCACACUGCCUGCAUGCUGCGGGCCCCUCGCCCGCUUCCUCACCAGCCCUCAGGCAUUUGAGAAUGAAGGACAGCUGCAGGAUGAUGACUCGGACCUCAUCCUGACUGAUGGCGAUAUCAACCUGACGUACGGCGACAUCACAGUGAGUACCGAUGCCACCGGUGCCCACACCAGCAGCGGCCCGGUGGGCUCCUUCGCUGGGCCCAGCACCUCUGACGACCUGGACAGAGAGCUCACAUACGGCGAUCACGAGGUGGUGAUGAGAGGCACACGUUUGGUGCUGCCCAUGGACGACUCAGAGCCGCCCUACACAGACCAGCGCUUGCACUAAAGCAUCACCCGUCCAGCCUGCCCUGACUCCAACCGUCAAGCAAAAUACUCAUACCUGAGUCUUCUUUCACACUUCCAGUUUUUCCUCUUCCGCUCUUCUUGUUUUGACCACACAUUCUUUCACUGUUACAUUUGUCACUUCCUCCUCAUGGCAGAUCACUCUCUACCUCAUUCUUGUUCUGCUUGUUUUCACAACUUCUAUGAUGUAAUCUAUUUAUUUUCAGGGGGCAUAGAAUUUAAGAUGGGUUACUUUGUGUCUGUCAGUUCCCACACUGUAGCACUGCAUAGAGGUCCAGCAGCAAGUGUUAGCCUGUAAAUGCAAGUUAGAGUACCAACCACAAGCUAAUGCGUCUUUGUACAGUAUAUCACAACAGUACUACACCUUUGAUACAGUAUGCAUGCUGAGGAGGAUGCUUGUUGUUUUCUUUGUAAGGAAGGGUUGAGAGCUUUUCUGUAUUUUUUGGGGGGGGGGGGGGGUCUGACCUUGAAUGUUUUCUGCCUUCUCUUUGUGCAUUGGUGCAGUCACAGGCAUGCAGGCCCAGUGGACAGUAUUACUGUACAGUUAGUUAUAAUCAAGUGCCUGGGAAUUGUAGUUUUGAGCCUGGCAACCCAUGCUGGAUCACUUCUGGGAAGCGGAGCAUGUUCAGAACGGGCCGUCAUGCAGUUUCCUUUGUAUAAAAGUAAAAAAAAAAAACUGUCCACAUGGUAGCAAUAUCCUCAGUGGGUGUUUGGCUGUCAGUGUGUGCGCCUGUAAAUAGUAUGUAACAUUGUGACGCCGUUCGUCGAUGCAGUGACCCUGGCCAUGACAGUUGUGGAUCUCUCUCAGUGACCUUUGACUGUGACACAGAGGGGGAAUUUACACCUUAUUUUAGACGCUGAUGUCACUUACAGCAGAUUGAAGGGCUGUUGUUUUGAAAA